CGCCAAAAAAGUUCGACACAGUAGAAACGCAGCGCGGCGCCUUCACCCUGCGUGAAUGAACCCGGAGCUGGCGAUGCCUGGAUUUGAUUUUCCAGCUAUUUUUAUUGUUUAAUCUGUGAAUGGCGCCUAAACAGGACCCUAAACCUAAAUUUCAAGAAGGUGAACGAGUGCUGUGCUUUCAUGGGCCAUUGCUAUACGAAGCUAAGUGUGUAAAAAUCAAUAUUAAGGAUAAACAAGUGAAAUACUUCAUUCAUUACAGUGGAUGGAAUAAGAACUGGGACGAAUGGGUUCCUGAAAGCCGUGUGCUCAAAUAUGUGGACAGUAACCUUGCGAAACAGAAAGAGCUUCAGAAGGCAAACCAAGACCAUUAUGUUGAGGGAAGGAUGAGGGGUGUCGCACCAAGCAAGAAGAUCGCUGCUGUGCAGCAAAAAAAUGUAGAUGUAAAAACAAAAAAGAACAAGCAAAAGACACCAGGAGCUGGAGAAGGCACCAGCACUGGAGAUUUGCCUCACCCCCCACGCAAGAAGAGGGCACGUGUUGACCCGACUGUGGAAAGUGAGGAGACAUUUAUCAACAGAGUAGAAGUGAAGGUAAAAAUUCCUGAAGAGUUAAAACCAUGGCUGGUAGAUGACUGGGACCUGAUCACAAGACAGAAGCAGCUCUUCCACUUACCUGCAAAAAAGAAUGUGGAUUCUGUCCUGGAAGACUAUGCAAAUUACAAGAAGUCAAGAGGAAACUGUGAUAACAAGGAAUAUGCUGUAAAUGAGGUGGUCGCUGGAAUCCGUGAAUACUUCAACGUCAUGUUGGGUACACAGCUGCUCUACAAGUUUGAGAGGCCACAGUAUGCAGAGAUUUUGGCAAAUCAUCCAGACACCUCUAUGUCUCAGAUCUACGGAGCGCCACACCUGUUGAGGCUUUUUGUGAGAAUUGGCGCAAUGCUGGCCUACACACCAUUGGAUGAGAAGAGUCUAGCCCUGCUCCUCAGCUAUCUGCAAGAUUUUUUAAAGUAUUUGGUGAAACAUUCAUCGACUCUCUUCAACGCAAGUGACUAUGAGGUUGCACCUCCGGAAUACCACCGCAAAGCUGUCUGAAAGCAGAUCAUGAGGAUGUUUGGUGCUACGAUCAUUUAUUUUUAAAGAUUAUUUUAUUACAGCCCAUCAUUUGUCUCUUGGAAGAUCUUAGUACCCACAGCAUCAGACAGCAAAACAGGCUCAUCAUUUGGUUCAUCGGUACUCUAAGGGUAAAAUCUGGUGUUCCAGAUAAUCUGUCGAGGUUCAGGAUUUUCUGGAAAGCUGCUGGUCAUUUUUCCCAAUUUUUUGUUAUUGUAAAUUUGAUAAACAGGAUCUGGUCAUGUUAAAAUGAUGCAUCUUUUGUGUUUUGUUUUUUUAAAUAUGUCAAUAAAUUGUCCUUCACAGAUGUGAA
This is a messenger RNA of Triplophysa rosa, 1422 nucleotides long. It is a transcript of the gene morf4l1, whose product is annotated as mortality factor 4 like 1. Bases 120 to 1091 code for a protein of 323 amino acids. Gene Ontology annotation, cellular component: nucleus; NuA4 histone acetyltransferase complex. Lineage: Eukaryota; Metazoa; Chordata; Actinopteri; Cypriniformes; Nemacheilidae. The transcript has 12 exons. The record is from RefSeq and is a predicted model, not a curated record. Gene Ontology annotation, biological process: chromatin organization; regulation of DNA-templated transcription.